AUAACUGGCGCCCGAGCAGAUUACAAACGAGCGUAAAGCUGUUUGUACGUAAAAACCACAUAAACUGUAAAAAAGGAUACAAAGGAGCGUAAAGCCGUCUGUAUCACGCGCCGCGUAAAAAUAUAACAAAAAUCACGUAAAGUGUAAGAAAGGAUACAAAGAAGCGUAAAGCCAUCUGUAUCACGCGCCGUGUAAAAGUAUUAAAAAAAAAAAAAAAGCUUCUUCGCUAAAUAUAAUCAUUAGCAACCGCGGCUCUAAAAACUUUUAAUUCGACAAAGGCCCCUUAGUAACCUCGGUAAAAAGGAGGUACUACGUACCAGCCUACGCGAUAGAAACUCAUGCUGCCUAACGAGCAACAUCCAGAGGAGGACAUCACUAGCCCCAUAUCCUCGUUCACGCCAAUCCCGGAAGAAGACGCAAAACGACAAAUAUACGGAGAAGACGAAGACACCGCCGAUUUCCAGGAGACCAUCAGGGAACUAAAAUACAGACAACUCUACAAAACAGAAAAUACAUCAAGAACGAUCAUGGAAAAAAUAGCAUUUUAUUUGUUACUGACAACGACGAUUAUGGCUCAACAAAUUGACAUUCAAGACUUGACCAAUAAUAACGGGUAUAUUCCCAUCAAGACGGACGAAUUAAGGGUAAUCGACCAUUACGACAAGAUCCUUCACUUCGUCAAUCUGACAGCAUACGACGAAACGACUUUUUUAAUUUCACGUAACAUCGAAGCAUUAACAGCAAUAACUUUCGAAGACAAACAAUUAUUGGAUACUUUACAUAAAAACUUCAUUUUACUAAGAGCUAAAAUAGAUAAUUUGCACCCACAUCUUAAGACGAAACGAGGCUUAGUAAACAUAUUAGGUAAAGGACUGAGAUUUAUAGCAGGCACUAUGGACAGUGAGGACGAAGAACAGGUCAAUGACGCCCUUAGUAAAAUUCACCAAAAUAACCAAAUUAUGGAAAACAACAUAGGUAAUCUAACUUACUUUAACAACAUCUUAGCAAAUCAAAUUAGUAACAUUACGAGUCACAUAAAUUAGCAGCAGACCCUU
Messenger RNA from Bactrocera dorsalis (oriental fruit fly), 1055 nucleotides. RefSeq lists its product as uncharacterized. Bases 339 to 1043 code for a protein of 234 amino acids. The record is from RefSeq and is a predicted model, not a curated record. NCBI's taxonomy places the organism in Eukaryota, Metazoa, Arthropoda, Insecta, Diptera, Tephritidae. The transcript has 2 exons.